Molecule: messenger RNA, 1742 nt
Organism: Salvelinus sp. IW2-2015
Lineage: Eukaryota; Metazoa; Chordata; Actinopteri; Salmoniformes; Salmonidae
Gene: rhbdd2
Product: rhomboid domain containing 2
Molecular function (GO): serine-type endopeptidase activity
Source: RefSeq, a predicted model, not a curated record
GUUUAUGAUGGGUGCAACAGUUGAGCAACUUUGAGGUUGUGAUAAUUGAAAUGCGGAAGUACAUUUGUUMUGGCUGAACAAGCUUGUUCGCAUAUUUCUACAAUUAAUCUUCUUAAAAUCGGAUUUUAAACCUAACCAAACUGCUAACUUAAUGCCCCAACCUUAAAUUAAGACCAACAAGCUUCUUUUCCCCCGUUAAUUUUUACGAUAUAUCCAUUUUUACUUUGUGGCUGUGUUAUCUAGUGGGAACCUCUAGUUAGCUAGCUAGCUACCCUCUGGCUAAAGUGUACUGCAAUUUUGCAUAAAAAGUUGAUUGAUUAUCCAAGUACUAGUUUGAAAAAUAUGCACCGGGCAUCAAAAUGAUCUCCUGCAUAGUUUUAAAAGGUAUGAUUCAGAGGUUCAAGAGUUUUACUCCUGAGUUCAGGCUCACGAGUGGGAUUGUUUCUGUCAUUAUAGUAUCAUUUGUUUUGUUUAUUGUCACUACAUUUUUCGGUUUAUCAGAGGAUGUCUUCAGUCUUGGAAUGACAGUUUUUGGCAAUGGUCAUGUGCACAAGCUCAUCACAUACUCCUUCCACCACAAGACAGUGACCCAGCUACUCCUCAGUAUUGGGGUUCUGGGGCCUCUCUGUGGUGGCAUUGAGAAGAAUGUGGGCACUGUUCGGUUCCUCUUCAUGUUUCUGCUGCUCUCUAUCAGCACAGGGGUGUUGUACAGCAUAUUGGGUCUGCUACUGUUUGGUGCAUCUGCCCAGAACCAGGUGGAGGGGUUCAUUCCAGUAUCCCUCUCCCUUAUGUGUAUGGCCACAGUGCACUCCCGUAUGGUUAAGGGCUUUCUUUUCGGGGUCACUGUACCCAUGUUAGCCCUGCCCUGGCUGUUUCUGUUCAUCAUAACACUUUUGGUCCCACACACUGUGUUCCUUUGCAAUGUCAUCGCCAUCAUCGCAGGGGGGAUCUACGGAAAGGGCUGGCUCUCACUUCUGGACAUGUCCGAUGCCAGGGCAUCAGUGCUGGACAAGAAGAUGCCUUUCAGGCUGCUGAGGAACAUUGGUGUCCUGUAUGUCCCUGCAUCAAUAGAGGCGAGAAGGAAGACGGUCCACCCACCAAUAAUUCCAACCCCAGGCUCCUACCCAGUCCAAGCCUACGCUCCAGUGUCRUCUACCUCCAACCUACAGGCUACCGAGACCACACCAAAGACAUUUGAAGGCUGGGCCCACUCCUACUAUACACAGGGGAGCCCUGUUCAGCUCUCAGGUUAUUACGGACACAACCAUGGAUAUGGCAUCAAGCAUAGCUUUGGGCCAAGUCACGGACACGGUCACAAACAUGGAUACAGCUGCAGCCACAGCCAAGGUCAUGGACAUAGUCACGAACACAGCUUCGGCCAUGGACUCAGUCAUGAGCAUGCAUCUGCCUCUCAAACCAGCAGUCACUGUGCUCCAGUGGCUCAACAUCCACAUUCUCAACAUUCCCACCUCAGUCCACUGUCUGUGUCUGUCAGUGCCCCCCAGAGUUUCACAGCAAACAUGCCGGAGUCACUGCCAGAAUCUGUGACGGUUCAUCCAGGAGCACCUGUGUCUUCACUGACAGAUUGAUGACUUCAAUCAGUAACACCAAAACUCGCUAUAGCUCAAUUGAAAUUUAUGGGCAAUGUUAUCGAAGACCGGAAAUUACCUUUAKAUUUCAAGUGUGCUAUUCCUUGUAAAAAAUUAUUGUAAAAACGUCAACUCAUGGUAUAACUAAUAACA